Messenger RNA from Venturia canescens, 1761 nucleotides. RefSeq lists its product as uncharacterized. The record is from RefSeq and is a predicted model, not a curated record. Lineage: Eukaryota; Metazoa; Arthropoda; Insecta; Hymenoptera; Ichneumonidae. Gene Ontology annotation, biological process: rRNA processing. The transcript is spliced from 4 exons. Bases 342 to 1418 code for a protein of 358 amino acids.
AGUUCACGGAGGUAAAGCCAUACGUGAUCAAAACAAAGCACAAAUUUUAGCAUCGAACGAUGUAUGAUAUUUCGAUUCGAUAUAGUUGUGAAAAAAAUGUGAUGUUUACGUAAAUUAGUUGAAAACUAAGAAUAACGAUGACUAGAUAUGAGGAAUUGAUAAUAUGAUGUACAUCUAAAGGUUUCAAUGAAUUGUCAAAAGUUGAAUUGCGACUGUUGCAAAGCAACAAUUUAUUCUCUCAAUUUUUCGCGAUACUUCGAAUACAGACGAAUUAUAUAAAAUAUUCCUGUACUCAUGAAUUUUUCCUUGCAGCUAUCAAUUAUUCUAUAAUUUGUGUAAUUAUGGCUUCAUCUUCGAGAGUACUCUUGAACCAUAACCUCAAACGUUAUUUCUGCAAAACAACCGGAAAUUUCGGGAAAUAUGAAGGAAGAGAAGCCAGAUUUUUCAAAAAAAUGCUUAAUAAUGAUGUCGGCAAAAGAAAAUGGUACGUCAACAAAGAACGACCUUCCAAUCCUCUAUCAUCUAAUAAAUUAGUAAGUAAUCACGUUACUCGAAGGGUGAGUGUAUUGAAUAAACUUUUUAUGGAGCAUAUAACAGACUUGAUGGCUACGGGUGAAGCGUCAACGGAAUUGCUUGGCAGAAGCAUAGAAAUAACCCAUGUGCGAGUCACAAAUGAUUUCAAGCAUGUUCUCGUUUACUGGUUCUCAAAAUACGACAACAAAUUGUUAGAGACAGAAAAAGUUUUAGAAGAUUGUGCCUUCAGGCUGCGUCACGAAUUGACUCGAUUACAAGUUAUCGGUCGUGUGCCAUUGAUCAAAUUUGUAAAAAACAAGCAGCUAGAAGUUCUGGGUGAUCUUGAACAAAGAUUAAAAAUAGCUGAUUACGGAGAAGAUUUCCAAUCCACUGACCUACUGAUCCCACCUAAAGAAGAACUGAUACUUACCACGAAAUUACUGCCAGAGGUGAAAAAACGAAUUUUAGAAUCGGAAGAAACAGAGGAACCAGAAGCCGAGUGUGACGAGACGCUAUUCGAUGUUAAUCUACCACCGAUGAGACACGACGUAUUGGGUCUUGAUCACCAUGCAAUUAUGUCAAAGGUGAAGCAUUCACUGAAAAUGUCUCACGGGGGUGCAGAAAAUCGUCUCAGCAACAUGAUCACAUUUUCUCCUACCGGAAACACUAACAGAUUCGAUCCAUUAGCUUUUCAAACGACGAAAAGUGAUUCGCAGGCUUUCACAGAGUUUCUUAAGCAACGACAGCUGGAAGACAAACGUAAAAUGCGUCGUGAAAUACGUGACAUGGCUUUGUCAUUUGCGGCCGAAUUGCAAACUGAAGAUGAGUAUUGCCAGGAUGAAUUCGUACCAGAUGAAGAAGACGUUGACGCAUUCGAGGAUAUGAGUUUGGACGAUAUAAAAUGAUUUUAAUAAACAAGACUUGGACAUUUUUUUAACCGUCGAAAACAAUAAGAGAAAACUAACAGAAAUGUUGAGAUCGAAAAAAUGUUUCGUGCAAUUUGAUCGAGUGUAUGAUAGAGAAACUGAGUUAAUGAUUGGCUAAUCACGUGCUGCGAUCAACUGUAUGCCACAACAAAAGAAAAGCUACAAAAGAUCAAUGGAAAGCACUCGCCACAGACUCGUUUCAGGCGAAGAUCUAAAAUGCUGAACUGCCCGAAUAACAAAACUCAUUCGACUUUUAUGAAAAUUUGUAUUGAACAGUUUUUAAUGUCGCUAAAUACAAAGUAAAUUUUUUUAAUUCAGAAUA